This is a messenger RNA of Quercus lobata, 820 nucleotides long. It is a transcript of the gene MLP423, whose product is annotated as MLP-like protein 423. The coding region runs from base 171 to 632 and encodes 153 amino acids. Lineage: Eukaryota; Viridiplantae; Streptophyta; Magnoliopsida; Fagales; Fagaceae. Gene Ontology annotation, biological process: abscisic acid-activated signaling pathway; defense response. The record is from RefSeq and is a predicted model, not a curated record. The transcript has 2 exons. Gene Ontology annotation, molecular function: protein phosphatase inhibitor activity; abscisic acid binding; signaling receptor activity.
UUGAACUUGUUAAUGUUGAAUUUAAGGCCAUUGUCUGAAAUACCAAAGCUCCACUACUACCAUAUAUACACCCCUAAGCUAGUCUCAAAUUUGCAUCACUACAACAUACAUAGAAAGUUCUCUCUCUCUCUCUGAAUUUUCAUUUUGAUUCUUCUUCUAUUACAUAAAAAAUGGCUUCCACUGGUAAGAUGGAUGUAGAAAUUGAGGUGAAGUCUCAUGCAGACAAGUUCUUUGAAGCCCUUAAGGACUCUGUCAAUGUCCUCCCUAAGGCCUUCCCUAAUGAUUACAAGAGCAUUGAAGUUCUUGAAGGUGAUGGGAAAUCCACUGGUUCUAUUCGCCUCAUACAUUAUGGGGAAGGCUCUCCUCUUGUGAAAGUAUCAAAGGAGAAGGUGGACAUAAUGGAUGAAGCAAACAAGACAUUUGUGUAUUGUGUGAUUGAUGGGGAUCUGCUGAAAUUCUACAAGAAUUUCAAGAGCAACAUUUCUGUAAUUCCAAAGGGAGCUGGGAGCCUUGUGAAAUGGUCGUGUGAGUUUGAAAAGGCUAGCGAAGAGAUUCCAGACCCACACCUCAUUAAGGACUUUGCUGCCAAGAACUUCAAGGAGCUGGAUGACUAUGUUCUUAAGGCAUAUUAGAGGGCACUCCCAUUUCCAUUUGGAAUGUUUCUGGUGAAGUGAAGAAAUUAUCAAUAAACAAUAAAAUUGUGUUUGGAGUACUGCACUCUUUUCAGUUCUUAGUAGUUGUUACUUUGGGGUACAUGUUCCUUUCUUCGUUACGUAAUGUAAUGGAUGAUGAUUGAUGACGUUCUUAACUUCUUAUUUUC